AUGCCAGACGCCGAAUCAACCCGCAAGCGAUCGCGCUCUCCAUCCGACACUGAGCAGCAGAAGCAUCACAAGCGCCCCAACACGGGAGCUGCCUCAUCGGCCAAUACCCUCAGCGCAGCCAAUGCGAACGAUACCAACUCGUCGACGCCCAACUCCAACCGUAAUGAUGUAAAGAAGGACGCCGACGCCCAGGCGACGGCAGGCGAGAACAAGAACUCAGCGACAACCUCAGGUGAACCGUCGUCGUCGACCUCAGCACCCCCACCACCGUCAGGCAACAUCCACAUGCGCUGCCUGAUCGUCACGCAGGACGCCUCCAUCAUUAUCGGGAAGGGCGGCACGCACGUCAACGAGAUUCGGGAGAAAAGCGGUGCGCGCGUUAUGGUUUCCGAGAGUAUUCCCGGAAACCCAGAGCGCAUCCUCAACGUCAGCGGACCGCUCGACGCUGUCUCUAAGGCCUUUGGACUCAUCGUUCGUAGGAUUAACGACGAGCCCUUUGAUGUGCCCUCUGUUCCAGGCAGCAGGGCGGUGACUAUUAAGUUCAUGAUCCCGAACUCGCGUAUGGGGUCGGUUAUCGGUAAACAAGGCUCGAAGAUCAAGGAGAUUCAAGACGCCAGUGGUGCUAGAUUGAAUGCUAGUGAAGGCAUGCUUCCAGGCUCAACGGAGCGUGUGCUGAGCGUGGCAGGCGUUGCAGACGCGAUCCAUAUUGCGACAUACUACAUUGGGAACAUCCUCCUCGAGGCGCAAGAGAGGAUGCCUUCCUUCAACAACUCUUCCUACCGACCCGGCAACCCUCGCGCAACAGGGCGUCCCAUGGGCGGACCGGGAGGUUCCUCGUACAUGCCCGGUGCGGCACCGUACCACCCUGGAGGCUCAUCCUAUGCUCCCCACAACCCACCUCAACAGCUCCAGACACAGCAAAUCUACAUCCCGAACGACCUCGUUGGAUGUAUCAUUGGCAAGGGUGGAAGCAAGAUCAACGAGAUCAGGCAUAUGAGCGCGAGUCAAAUCAAGAUUAUGGAGCCUGGCGCGACGGGCGUAGGGAUGAACGGUGCGCCUGCAGGGGGCGAGGGCGAGCGACUGGUGGUGAUCACAGGCCAGCCUGCAAACAUCCAGAUGGCGGUGCAGCUGCUCUAUCACCGCUUAGAACAAGAGAAGCAAAAGCAGCUCCGUGCCUCUGCGAACGUUGGUUAA
Cyclocybe aegerita is the source of this 1194-nucleotide messenger RNA. NCBI's taxonomy places the organism in Eukaryota, Fungi, Basidiomycota, Agaricomycetes, Agaricales, Hemipholiotaceae. The record is from the annotation of a GenBank genome assembly.